Messenger RNA from Mercurialis annua (annual mercury), 2451 nucleotides. RefSeq names its product pentatricopeptide repeat-containing protein At2g33760-like. The record is from RefSeq and is a predicted model, not a curated record. Gene Ontology annotation, molecular function: protein binding; RNA binding; zinc ion binding. Gene Ontology annotation, biological process: RNA modification. NCBI's taxonomy places the organism in Eukaryota, Viridiplantae, Streptophyta, Magnoliopsida, Malpighiales, Euphorbiaceae. The coding region runs from base 145 to 1902 and encodes 585 amino acids. The transcript has a single exon.
UUCCGGUGAAUGACGGAGAGGGGGCAAUGCCAAAAAGCAAAAUGAUGCGUUUAGACUGGUUACUAUAUUUAAAAAAACAAGUCAUUGCCGCCAAAUUUAAACAGCAAGUUAAUCAAAUUCCCGUUACUUCCAUGGCUAAUUUCAAUGGAAACCAAACAAUUCCAUCAACUCCCACACUCUCCAGCUUAUCAUUACCUCAUCCAAGCCGGACCGCGUCUUCAACCUCUAAAGCAAGCCCAUGCCUACAUUAUCACCUCAGGCUCCGGUCACAGCCGCUCCCUCCUCACCAAGCUUCUCACUCUAGCUUGCGCAGCAGCCUCCAUUAGCUACACGCGCAAGAUUUUCCAAUCCGUCUCAAAUCCCGAUGCCUUCUUAUUCAAUUCGCUUAUCAAAUCCACAUCGAAAUAUCACAAAUUCUCCGUUUAUUCUCUUUACUUCUAUAAUUACAUGGUUCUUCAUAAUAUUUGGCCGUCAGCUUAUACAUUUACUUCUCUUGUGAAAUCUUGCGCUGAUUUAUCUUCGUUAAAACUUGGUAGAAUUGUUCAUGGGCAUGUUUUGUUGAGUGGGUUUGGCUUGGAUGUGUAUGUGCAGGCUGCUUUGGUGGCUUUUUAUGCAAAAUCUGGUGAUUUGGGUAAUGCGCGGAAGGUGUUUGAUAAAAUGCGUGAGAGAAGUAUAGUGGCGUGGAAUUCGAUGAUCUCGGGGUAUGAGCAAAAUGGGUGUGGGAACGAAGCGAUUGGGUUGUUUAAUAAAAUGAGGGAUGAAGAAUUUGAGCCGGAUUCUGCUACUUUUGUUAGUGUGUUAUCGGCCUGUGCUCAGUUGGGGGCGCUUAGUAUAGGAUGUUGGGUGCAUAAUUACAUUGUUGAGUAUGGUUUGGAUUUGAACGUGGUGCUCGGGACAGCGUUGAUUAACAUGUAUACGAGGUGUGGGUAUGUGAGGAAAGCAAGGGAAGUUUUUGAUGCAAUGGAUGAAAAGAAUGUUGUUUCUUGGACAGCCAUGAUUUCUGGAUAUGGAACGAAUGGUUAUGGUCCUGAAGCUGUCGAUUUAUUUGAUGAAAUGAGAAGGAGAGGACCCCGUCCUAAUAGAGUAACGUUUGUGGCUGUUCUAUCUGCAUGCGCACACGCAGGACUAGUAAAAGAAGGUCGGCUGGUGUUUGGCAGAAUGAGAGAAGAGUAUCACUUCAAGCCGGGUAUAGAACAUCAUGUGUGCUUCGUUGAUUUGCUAGGGCGUGCUGGACUUCUUGACGAAGCUUUUAAGUUUAUUAACGAAGAAGUUCCUAAAGAGCCAGCAGUGGCUAUCUGGACUGCUAUGCUUGGGGCUUGCAAAAUGCAUAAGAAUUUUGAUCUUGGUGUGCAAGUUGCUGAGCAUUUAUUAGCUGUUGAACCAGAAAAUCCAGGUCACUAUGUAAUGCUUUCAAAUAUUUAUGCUUUGGCAGGUAGAAUGGACCGAGUGGAGACAGUUAGAAACAUUAUGAUCGAAAAAUGUUUAAAGAAGCAAAUAGGUUAUAGCACAAUAGAAGUUGAUAAGAAAACUUAUUUAUUUAGCAUGGGUGACAAGUCCCAUCCAGAGACAGCUGAAAUAUAUCGAUAUUUAAAUGAACUAAUGUCGCGAUGUAGAGAAGCAGGUUAUGCAUCGGCACAUGAUGUAGUGAUGCAUGAAUUAGAGGAGGAAGAAAGGGAAUUUGCAGUUAGAUACCAUAGCGAAAAGCUUGCAAUAGCAUUUGGGAUUAUGAAAACCAGCCAUGAUACUCCCAUCAGGAUUGUGAAAAACCUUCGGAUGUGUGAGGAUUGUCAUCAGGCAAUUAAAUACAUUUCGGUUGUUGCUAAUAGAGAAAUUAUUGUUCGAGAUAGGCUUCGUUUUCACCACUUCAAGAAUGGCUCAUGUUCAUGUCUGGACUACUGGUGAUAAUAAAAUGGUUGGCUUAUGAUAAUAGAAUGUUGGUGCUACCCUUGUUUUGUGUGAUAAGACAAGAAAAAUCUGCCGAUAGAUGCAUAUAAAAGGUCCAAAAAUGAAGUUGAUAACAUUUUGAGCAACAUCAUUGAUAGCCUUCAUGCAUUUGAAUCAAGAGAUGUGAUUGGCUGUUGCACAAAUUCAUCGUUCCAUUUCCAUUCCGAAAUGCUUUUGAAACUCCAAAAUUUUAUAUUUAUAAUCUAUUUUCAUAAAAUGAAAUAGUGUUUUACUGUUUCCGGUUCAGUGAGACUAUGGCCCCACUCACUGCUGAGGCGAAAGAAAGGAGCAAGAUUCCGCGGGAGAUUCACGAACAAGCGUGACCCGUAGCGUGCCUUUCACCCAAUUAGAUCAUAUCACAUUUAGCCAUGUUCAUGAGUCAAAAGUGUUGGAACAUUGAUGAUGCCUAUCGUGAGAUUGUCACCUAAUAGCUGGAGACGUAUUGAUUUUGGGCACUGGAGGUAAAACAAUCGCUUUCAACUGAAGAAUAAAUGCCUUUUGUUUUAA